Yamadazyma tenuis ATCC 10573 is the source of this 3735-nucleotide messenger RNA. RefSeq names its product ubiquitin-ubiquitin ligase (gene UFD2). Lineage: Eukaryota; Fungi; Ascomycota; Pichiomycetes; Serinales; Debaryomycetaceae. Gene Ontology annotation, cellular component: cytoplasm; nucleus; ubiquitin ligase complex. Gene Ontology annotation, molecular function: ubiquitin-ubiquitin ligase activity. The record is from RefSeq and is a predicted model, not a curated record. Gene Ontology annotation, biological process: protein polyubiquitination.
ACUCUUUAUUUCGAGUACCACAAACUUGUUGAUUCACUGAUAGACUCUCUGAUACCAUGAGUGCGGAUGAUAUUCGAGCCAAGAGACUUGCAAAGUUGGGAUCUAGAAUACCUAAUCCCACCGCAAGCACCUCUGCUUCCAACAACAACCCUACUGUUGUUCCCGAGCUGAACGAGCUACCAGUACUGUCCGAACCUGAAAAGAAGAAAGUAUCGUUGGAUACCACUCAACGACAGAAGUUGCCAUCCGUUCAACCACCUACCCCAGUUCCCAAACCAGUGGCCACCGUGCCACCAGAACAGGAUAUCGCCAAUUGGUUCACUUUCCAUUUGAAAGAUAUCUUCAAGGUGAGCCUUGUGCCUUCGAAAGACUUGGUUUAUGUCGAGUCGGUAGCUCAUGAAUUGCAAGAGUCAGGACGGCUCGUUUCUGGUGAUGAUUUGGAGUCGAUUUUCAUGGAGGUUUUAUCCGAAUUAGGUGUCCCCAGACCUUUCAAGACGACAAUUGACUAUUUGUUCCAUAUCUACAACGAGUCGUUGAGGUUGAGAAACCGGUUACUGAAGAAAGAACCAAACUUGGAGAAGAAAACCGCUCUUGUGCAUUCAAUCACCCAGUUUUCGUGUAACUAUGGUUAUAUUUGUUUCCAGGUUGGUGACAUGUUUAUCAACAAUGAUUUGCAGUCGUUAACCAACACUUUCAUCAAUUCCUCGAGCACGAUGUCUGGGUUCUUAACUGAUAUUGUCUAUGAAAGUAUCGAACAAGAUGGCUUGUUAGAUAUGUUGAACCUAUUGUUUCCGGCCAUCAGCAGUCAGUUGGGCCGGAUCAACUUGCACGACCCCUCAUACAACAAGUAUUUGGUCAUAUUCAAGACCUUGGUUGGUAUCAAACAAGUUGCUGCGGUAUUUUCACAGGUGGUGGGAUUCAAACCGCCUAACCUGGAAGAAGGUUUGGAUUUUGAAUGUAAAACCUUGUUGGGUCCCUUACUAAGGUUGUCUCCUCUUGCUGACAAGGUAGGUGUAAGUUAUUUCGGUGAAGGUUUUGAUGAUAACAACUUCACCCGGAUCAACUCGGCGUACGAUUCGAUAAACGUUGAAUUCAAAUUGAUUGUGGACCAAUUGUUUGAAAUUGUCAACAAGUUGAUCAGAGGAUCUCCCGAGACUAGAAACCUGGUGAUGAAAUGGUUUGCCGACUUGGUGAAUGUCAGCCAUUUGAGAACUGGUAGUCAUUCAGACCCUGCCAAAUUGGCAGGUGAUGGUAUCAUGUUCAACAUCUUUGUUAUCUUGACCAGAUUAAGUGGACCAUUCUUGGAAUACCCUCUUUAUUCCAAAACAGAUAAGAUUGACUUAAACUAUUUGGUUAACAAACAAUGUUUGGUUGAUUUGAAGGAAGAAACUCGAGUCAACUCCACUCUUGCUGAAAGUGGUGAAUAUGUUGAAAGUUUCCUGUCCCAGGAAAAGCCUAACUUCAUAUCUGACUGUUUCUAUCUUACUUUAACCUACUUAAAUUACGGGGUUGGUGGGAUUUCCGUCAAAUAUGAUAAGUUGAAGAACCAGAUCAAGCAGUUGAAAGAGAGGAUUGCAAUGAUUGAAAACCGGCAGGUUCCACAAGGUACAAACCCAAUGAUGAUGCAGUUUCUUGGUCAGCAGUUACCAACUUUGAACAAGCAGUUGUCUCUUCUCAACAUCAAAAAGCACACUGUGAAAGCCCUUUUCAAUUCAAGGGACCUUCAGCUUGAAAUCUUUGAUUUCAUUGUGGGAGCCACUGUUUUCAUUACCAAAGUCAUUGACCCAUCUCACCAGCAUCCUCAAACAAAGCUCAAAAUUCCAAUCUUCAAGAUUGAUAGAGUAAGCCAGUUGGAUGAUCAAGACUUCUUACGAACCAAGUGUCCAUCUCCCUGGAAGUAUUUCCCUGAGUUCUUUUUGGAAGGUAUGAUUAACUACUGUAAGUUCACCACUCAUUUCAGAGGUUGUCCAUUGGUGAGAAAUGAUCAAAAGCUCCAAUUGUUCAUUGAAUUUGCAAUCAUCUUGAUUCGGUGUCCUGAAAUUCUAGGCAACCCUCACAUGAAGUCCAAUAUCAUAGAAAUUUUGUUCAUUGGUUCAUUGCCUAUGCAAGAUGGUAGUCCUGGGUUCUUGGCUGAUAUUUUCAUCUCCAACGUCUUGGUUAGGGACAACAUCUUGUACUCGUUAUUGGAUUUAUAUGUCAUGGUUGAGAAAACCGGUGCAUCAUCUCAGUUUUAUGAUAAGUUCAAUAGCAGAUACUAUAUAUCUGUGAUUUUGGAAGAAUUAUGGAAGAAUGACGUCUACAAAAAUCAGUUAACCAAAUACUCCACUAGCAAUAUCGAGUUCUUUGUGAGAUUUAUCGCUAGAAUGUUAAACGAUACAACCUAUUUACUUGACGAAACGUUCAAUGAGUUGAACUCAAUUCACAAUUUUCAACAAGAAAUCAAGAGACGGCAGGGAGGUCAACCUGGUGAUGAGCAGGAAUUUGGAAGUACGGAUGAUCUUUUAAAGAACUUGCAAAGUAGCGAGAAAAAGGCUGAAAGUUACAUGGGAUUAAGUAAUAAAACUAUGGAAUUGUUUAAACUAUUCACCAAACAUGUCCCUAGAGGAUUUAUGCUACCCGAAUUGGUAGAUCGGUUGGCAGGUAUGUUAGACUAUAAUCUUGAGGCAAUGCUUGGUCCUAAAGCUUCUAACUUGAAGGUUGAAGAUCCUACCAAGUACCAUUUCAAUCCCAGAGAAAUUUUACAAUCUUUGUGUGAAGUUUACUAUAACUUGGCCCAUGAACCUGAAUUCGUUAAAGCGGUUGCAAGAGACGCUAGAUCAUUUAAUGUCAACUGGUUCUACAAAGCCGAACGAAUUCUAUCCACCAAGACCAUGACUGAUUCCAAAACCAUUAGUCGAUUAGUCGAGUUUGCAAAGAAUGCCGAAAAGCAGAGGCUUGAAGAUGAAAAUGACGAGUUGGAAUUAGGAGAAAUCCCCGAUGAGUUCUUAGAUCCAUUAAUGUUUACGUUAAUGGAGGAUCCGGUGAUCUUACCAAGCUCCAGAGUAAGUAUCGAUAGGUCAACGAUUAAGGCGCACUUGUUAAGUGAUUCUACAGACCCAUUUAAUAGAGUUCCAUUGAAGUUAGAGGAUGUUCUUGAUGAUUUUGAGUUAAAGGACAAGAUUGAAGCAUUUAAGCGUCUGAAACACAAUCCUCAAACUUCAACUCCGAUGGAAAUAGAUGGUUAGUUAAGAGAAUUUGCAUUGGUAGGUAGUCAAACACAUCUAACCCUCAUGUUCAUGGAUUAAAUAUUUGUAUAUUUCAAUUCAUUAUUAUCUAAAUUAUUUUGCAAUACCGUAUAAUUACAUGAUUUAAGCCUUGAUGGCAAAAGAUCUCUUUGGGAAAGUGGUCUUUUGUUUUCUGGCCUUGUCAGUGAUUCUGGUAGCUUCGAACUUAGUUAAUUUUCUUCUGAUGGCUCUGGUCUUCUUGGCUCUCAAGUCCUUUGGAAGGUACUUCUUACCUUGGUAGAAAGCUCUGACAUUUUCUCUUUGGUUCAAGUUGAUGAUAGUCAAAACUCUGGCGAUGUUCUUUCUAACAGUGUGGAUUCUUGGCAAAGAUGGUUUUUGUAAUUUUUGAACCUUCAAGUUAGCCAAUUCUUGUUUCAAUUCAACCAAUUGGUUUUCUAAUUGUUCCUUAGAUUUGGUUCUUAAUUCAUAAGCUUUUAAUCCGGCCUUUCGAUAAUUUAGUUAGAUACAAAAA